Drosophila yakuba is the source of this 522-nucleotide messenger RNA. Its product is annotated as histone H1. The transcript is spliced from 2 exons. Bases 1 to 522 code for a protein of 173 amino acids. Gene Ontology annotation, cellular component: nucleosome. Gene Ontology annotation, molecular function: structural constituent of chromatin; DNA binding. Lineage: Eukaryota; Metazoa; Arthropoda; Insecta; Diptera; Drosophilidae. The record is from RefSeq and is a predicted model, not a curated record. Gene Ontology annotation, biological process: nucleosome assembly.
AUGUCUGAUUCUGCAGUUGCAACGUCCGCUUCUCCAGUGGCUGCCCCAUCCGCGACAGUUGAGAAAAAGGUGGCCCAAAAAAAGGCAUCUGGAUCUGCCGGCACAAAGGCAAAGAAAGCCAAUGCGGCGCCGUCACAUCCGCCAACUCAGCAAAUGAAAAAAGUGGAAAGCAAGAAGGUAGCAUCCAAGAAGACUGGUGCUUCCUCCAAAAAAACUGCCGCUGGGACUGCUGACAAAAAGCCCAAGGCUAAGAAGGCUGUGGCCACCAAAAAGACUGCCGAGAAAAAGAAAACCGAGAAGGCAAAAGCCAAGGAUGCUAAGAAAACUGGAAUCGUAAAGUCGAAGCCCGCCGCAACAAAGGCGAAAGCGACCGCGACCGCAGCGAAGUCGAAGGCUGCAGCAGCCAAAGCCCCAAAGGCAAAGCCAGCGGCGUCUGCAAAACCCAAAAAGACUGCGAAGAAAGCAGCGGUUUCUGCUACGGCCAAGAAGCCGAAAGCAAAGACUACGGCCGCCAAGAAGUAA